AUGCAGGUGCAGGUUAUUACAUCUGAUACUAGUCCCCCUACCCCUGGCACAUCUGAUACUAGUCCCUCUACCCCUGGUACAUCUGAUACUAGUCCCUCUACCCCUGGCACAUCUGAUACUAGUCCCUCUACCCCUGGCACAUCUGAUACUAGUCCCCCUACCCCUGGCACAUCUGAUACUAGUCCCCCUACCCCUGGUACAUUUGAUAGUAGCCCCCCUACCCCUGGUACAUCUGAUACUAGUCCCCCUACACCUGGCACAUCUGAUACUAGUCCCCCUACCCCUGGCACAUCUGAUACUAGUCCCCCUACCCCUGAUACAUUUGAUACUGGUCCCCCUACCCCUGGUACAUCUAAUACUAGUCCCCCUACCCCUGGCACAUCCAAUACUAGUCCCCCUACCCCUGGUACAUGUGAUACUGGUCCCCCUAUCCCUGGUACAUCUGAUACUAGUCCCCCUACCCCUGGCACAUCUAAUACUAGUCCCCCUACCCCUGGUACAUUUGAUACUAGUCCCCCUACCCCUGGUACAUCUGAUACUAGUCCCCCUACACCUGGCACAUCUGAUACUAGUCCCCCUACACCGGGGAUAUCUGAUACUAGUCCCUCUACCCCUGGCACAUCUGAUACUAGUCCCUCUACCCCUGGAACAUCUGAUACUAGUCCCCUACCCCUGUCCCCUACCCCUGGUACAUCUGAUACUAGUCCCCCUACCCCUGGUACAUCUGAUACUAGUCCCCCUACCCCUGGCACAUCUGAUACUAGUCCCCCUACCCCUGGCACAUCUGAUACUAGUCCCCCUACCCCUGGUACAUGUGAUACUAGUCCCCCUACCCCUGGCACAUCUGAUACUAGUCCCCCUAUCCCUGGUACAUGUGAUACUAGCCCCCCUACCCCUGGCACAUCUGAUACUAGUCCCCCUAUCCCUGGCACAUGUGAUACUAGCCCCCUUACCCCUGGCACAUGUGAUACUAGCCCCCCUACCCCUGGCACAUCUUAUAUUAGUCCCCCUACCCCUGGCACAUCUGAUACUAGUCCCCCUACCCCUGGCACAUCUGAUACUAAUCCCCCUACCCCUGGGAUAUCUGAUACUAAUCCCCCUACCCCUGGCACAUCUGAUACUAGUCCCCCUACCCCGGGGAUAUCUGAUACUAGUCCCUCUACCCCUGACACAUCUGAUACUAGUCCCCCUACCCCUGGCACAUCUGAUACUGGUCCCCCUACCCCUGGUACAUCUGAUACUAAUCCCCCUACCCCUGGGAUAUCUGAUACUAGUCCCUCUACCCCUGGCACAUCUGAUACUAGUCCCCCUAUCCCUGGCACAUCUGAUACUAGUCCCCCAACCCCUGGCACAUCUGAUACUAGUCCCACUACCCCUGGCACAUCUGAUACUAGUCCCUCUACCCCUGGCACAUCUGAUAGUAGUCCCCCUACCCCUGGCACAUCUAAUACUAGUCCCCCUACCCCUGGCACAUCUGAUACUAGUCCCCCUACCCCUGGGAUAUCUAAUACUAGUCCCCCUACCCCUGGCACAUCUGAUACUAGUCCCCCUAUCCCUGGCACAUCUGAUACUAGUCCCCCUACCCCUGGCACAUCUGAUACUAGUCCCACUACCCCUGGCACACCUGAUACUGCUCCCCCUAUCCCUGGCACAUCUGAUACUAGUCCCCCUACCCCUGGCACAUCUGAUACUAGUCCCCCUACCCCUGGCACAUCUGAUACUAGUCCCCCUACCCCUGGCACAUCUGAUACUAGUCCCCCUACCCCUGGCACAUCUGAUACUAGUCCCUCUACCCCUGGCACAUCUGAUACUAGUCCCCCUACCCCUGGGAUAUCUGAUACUAAUCCCCCUACCCCUGGGAUAUCUGAUACUAGUCCCCCUACCCCUGGCACAUGUGAUACUAGUCCCCCUACCCCUGGUACAUCUGAUACUAGUUCCCCUACCCCUGGCACAUGUGAUACUAGUCCCCCUACCCCUGGCACAUCUGAUACUAGUCCCUCUACCCCUGGCACAUCUGAUACUAGUCCCCCUACCCCUGGGAUAUCUGAUACUAAUCUGGCAUAUUAG
Nematostella vectensis (starlet sea anemone) is the source of this 2067-nucleotide messenger RNA. RefSeq names its product mucin-5AC-like. NCBI's taxonomy places the organism in Eukaryota, Metazoa, Cnidaria, Anthozoa, Actiniaria, Edwardsiidae. The record is from RefSeq and is a predicted model, not a curated record. The transcript has 3 exons. The coding region runs from base 1 to 2067 and encodes 688 amino acids.